Messenger RNA from Mollisia scopiformis, 677 nucleotides. RefSeq lists its product as uncharacterized. The record is from RefSeq and is a predicted model, not a curated record. NCBI's taxonomy places the organism in Eukaryota, Fungi, Ascomycota, Leotiomycetes, Helotiales, Mollisiaceae. The coding region runs from base 207 to 569 and encodes 120 amino acids. The transcript is spliced from 6 exons.
CCGAGUUCUGUCGUAAUCCUUAAGGGAGGGGCUUCAAUGUUGCCUUCUCCAUUCGGCUUUCGAGCUUAUGUUGAUCGUGACAAGAGAAUAAACUUGCAAGUUGCAACGGACUUUUGCACUUGGUUAUAAGUAUCAUUCUUUCUCUUGUGGACGAGCUGCUUACAAUAGACAUUUCCUAGUCCGAAUUUCCAUACAUUAUCGCAAUAAUGAAAGUCACAUUCUUCCUCGCGGCGUUUAUCGCCACUGUUCUGGCCGCUCCUGCUGCUCAGCCAGUUGCGAAGCGCAAUUUCGAUGGCAUAUACGUCGUUGGCGGAGAGGAAGGUGAAAGUGCCGAAAAGCGUAACUUUGACGGAAUCUAUGUCGUCGGAGGAGAAGAAGGGGAGAGCGCCGAAAAGCGUAACUUCGAUGGAAUCUACGUUGUAGGUGGAGAAGAAGGAGAGAGCGCCGAGAAGCGUAAUUUCGAUGGAAUAUACGUUGUUGGUGGAGAGGAGGGAGAGUCGGCUGAGAAGAAGCGUAAUUUCGACGGCAUCUACGUCGUUGGGGGAGAGGAGGGCGAGUCGGCUGAGUAGCGUAGUUUCGACGGAAGUGAUCUUGAAUUCUGAGAGAGAUCUAAUGCCAAAUCGAAGAAGUGAACAAGAUGUUAUUGAUGUGUCUCAUCAAAUAAAGGUUCGUCAAGG